AUGUUCAACAUCUCGAAUUUGGUGCAGAAGGCCCAGCAGUACAUCGAACCUACGCUCCACAACAUCGCCGCGCCCGCAUCGUCAGACCGCCGACCCUCCAAAGCCACCCUUUUCCGCUACCAAUUCAGGCUGCCCGACUCGCAAAAUCCACUUCAAGAGAUCACCGCCGAGCUUACCCUUCAGCCCCACCACUCCACGAGGGGCGCCGGCGACGUCAGCGCCGACAAGGAGCGCAGCCAGGGCAACCACUAUGUAGGGAAGCUGCACCUCAGCGAGAAGUAUCUCUGCUUCUCCACCCAGGGCUCCAGCUUCGCCAACACAGCCAGCUUGAGCGCGUCCAGCACCUUCACGGGGCAGACGCAUGGGGCGGGGCCUGCGGGAAAUGGUUUCACACUACCACUAUGCGGCAUACGGCGGGUAGAACGACUGCAUAGCCAGAGCUACAUGUUUGCGCUCGCAAUCACCACCUGGAAUGGUAUUCCCGACUCGGCCACACAGACGCCCGCUGGUCAGAAGCUUACCAUCCAGCUCGCGGGGUCGCGCCAGGCAUGUGAGCGCUUCUGCGAUGGUCUCAAGAAAGGGCUGAGAGAAGGCGUCAAGGACGUAGAGAACCUGCGCAAGGUAGUGGGCCAGUGUUACUCGGAGUAUCUGCUCACAGACGCCGAGGAGAAGAAGGCUGGGGACAAUGGGAAGCAGGCCAAAGAGCACCCAGACACCGGCCUGGGCGUGCUGUUCAGGUACCCCGGCAAUGCCCGAAAACUGAGGGAUGCGACCAAGAUACGGUUAUGGCGCGAGUAUCUGAAAGAUAACGGCCGAAGCGCGACCCUCAUUCGGCAACCCACUUUCCACAAACUUAUUCGCGUCGGUCUACCCAAUCGCCUGCGCGGUGAGAUGUGGGAGCUCACAUCGGGUGCCUUCUUCUUGCGCCUGCAGAACCCCAACCUUUACACCGAAACGCUACAAAUGUACUCUGGGAGAGAGUCACUGGCCAUAGACGAGAUUGAAAAAGAUCUCAACAGAAGUCUGCCAGAAUACCCUGGUUUCCAGAGUGAAGAGGGCAUCGGUCGGCUCCGGAGAGUCUUGACUGCAUACAGCUGGACCAACGAAGAGGUUGGCUACUGCCAGGCGAUGAACAUUGUGGUCGCAGCAUUGCUCAUAUACAUGUCCGAAUCUCAGGCCUUCUUCCUCCUUUCCGUGCUGUGUGAUCGCCUUCUGCCCGGGUACUACUCGCAAACCAUGUACGGCACCCUACUGGACCAGAAGGUUUUCGAAUCACUUGUUGAAAAGACCAUGCCCAUACUAUGGGACCAUCUCGUCAAGUCAGACGUGCAGUUGUCCGUUGUUUCUCUGCCCUGGUUUCUCUCGCUCUAUAUUAACUCUAUGCCUUUAAUCUUUGCUUUCCGCGUUCUUGAUGUCUUCUUUCUCGAAGGCCCAAAAGUUCUGUUCCAAAUCGGCCUGGCUAUCUUACGCAUCAACGGCGAGGAGCUACUCGAUACUACUGAUGAUGGCGCUUUCAUAUCAGUCUUGAAGUCGUACUUUUCGAGACUCGACGAAUCAGCUCAUCCAAAAUCAGACAACCCCAAACUACGAGCCGUGACGCGCUUCCAAGAGCUCAUGGUCGUAGCCUUCAAGGAGUUUGCCGGGAUCACACAAAACACAAUCUCGGAGCAACGGGCGAAGCACAAGGACGCCGUGCUAGAGAACAUUGAGAGCUUUGCUAAGCGCACAUCAAUACGAAAUCUGGCUUCAGACAGCAAGAAACUAAGCGUCAAUGAUCUUAGCUUCUUGUAUGACAAAUUCUAUGCGGUACUGUAUGAACGCCAGCAACGAGCUGAGAUUAUGCAACAAGAGGCCGAGCGCAAAGCGAAGGCGAGCAGGAUGAAGGCAACUGAGGUCGUCACCGGUAUUGCUGCCAACGCGGAGAAGGGUCGUGUAGCCCUGGGGCCUAGUCCUACACAGAUGGACUACGAUGCCUUCAGAGAAUUCCUCGCCGGCAUCGCCAAAUGGGCAAUUACUGAUUCGCCAAGCCCGCCAUCUGAGAGUUCAACAAACCAGGCUACACAUUCGUACUUUGGUAAUAGCAUGAAAAAGCGACCGCCAAUGUCACCAUGGGGAUCAGGGCCGGAGCCUGCAGAUCAUGAAUUCAUGCGACGCUUGUUCCGACGCUGGGAUGUAGACAUGACAGACUCACUAUCGUUGCAGAAUGUCGUCACCGGGUUUGCCCACGUCAAAGGUACCAAGGACAUCAUGUCCAAUAUCAGCUAUUUCUUCGAGCUCUACGAUGACGACGGUGAUGGAAGAGUAGACCGCGAGGGAAUUCUGAGAAUCUCGGAAGCUCUCUUGUUUUUGUCGCGAAGAGGAGUCCAAAGUCCGUCUGCUUCCUCGCUUGACGUGAGCCUGGAAACAAGUGCGGAGCGGGCCGGUCGCGACGAACAAUUCCUGAGCAGUGUAUCUGCAUUCAUUCGUAACUGCUUCGAAUACGCUGACCCUGACCAUCCGUCUAAUCAGACCAACCGAGGGGUGGACGAGCUCAAGGACGACGUGGAUAAGUUUGCCAUCGGUGACGAUGAUGAAGACGAUCUCAUCGACUUUGGCUCCGAGCCUGGCACGCCCAAAGCUACAAGCACAAGCUUUGAUAAGUUGGCCAAGAGCCCACUAUCACCAACACCCUCAAACCACACAACAGCAUCAGAGAUUGCUGAGCGCGAUGAGAAAGCCAAGAUUGCAAACCUCGCUUUAGACCCUAACAAGCCUUUACACAUAACCCUGCCGACGUUCCGCAUGGUCAUUCUGGCAGAUGAGGCACUAUUGAACUUUUUCGAGGUCGGAUUCUCUUCCUCAUUCCGUCUCGCUGAUGAGACGCUUCCUUCCGCUUCGAGCUUCCACAAUCUCACCACUUUUGCCAACGCCGGAAGGCAUGGCAGCACUAGUGGUCUCAGUGGUGUGGUUGGUGGUGCUGGCGCAGGCGUGGUGCCACCUGGCAAAGGCCUUCGAGGUAUGCUCGACAAUAUUGUUAAUGAUGGAAUGCGUGUCGCGACAGAAGUCAGGAGACGAUACGACGAAGCGCAGAAAGAAUUGGACAAGGAGGCCAAGCACGGACGGGAGGAUGAGGAAGAUGAGGAAGAUGUUGAUGCGAAGGAUCUGGAUUUGCUCGAAGGUGCCGAGACGGCCGAUGUGGGCGUAUCCAAGGCUGAAGUGCUACCCGAUCUACUAUCACCAGGUACUGCAGGUGAGACUGUAGAGACGACGAGAAAUCGAUCGGCGAGUGAUGCUAGUAGAAAGGUGCUAGAGUUUGAGGCUUCUCAACGGUAGUACUAUAGAUUCUAGAUAUUUGCAGCGUUUCAAGUUUUCUAUGGAGUUGAGGUAGCCAUGUUAGUAUAGUACUCUCUUGUUGGGACUGGGCAGGUCAGGUACUAGCGACUUUGCGCCUUCACAGCAAACACAUAUUUCUACAAAGCCGGGAGCGCGUCAGUGUGAGUUUGAAAUACAGAUAGGUUGCACA
Pyrenophora tritici-repentis Pt-1C-BFP is the source of this 3502-nucleotide messenger RNA. RefSeq lists its product as uncharacterized. Lineage: Eukaryota; Fungi; Ascomycota; Dothideomycetes; Pleosporales; Pleosporaceae. The record is from RefSeq and is a predicted model, not a curated record.